Molecule: messenger RNA, 1050 nt
Organism: Paraglomus brasilianum
Lineage: Eukaryota; Fungi; Glomeromycota; Glomeromycetes; Paraglomerales; Paraglomeraceae
Source: the annotation of a GenBank genome assembly
AUGUCGACGGCUUGCUCCUCAAUUCGAACAACAUUCCGAUACCUCACCGUUCGGAAUGCAUCACAUAAUACUCUUCGAGCAUUCGGAAGUGGUGGCAGAUAUUUACAUACAACAAAAGCGCAAAGUCUGAAAGAGAGAAUAGCAGAAUUAAUUCCUAUAAAACAAGAAGAAGUCCGCCAGGUCAAAAAGGAUCAUGGCUACAAGGCCCUCGGUCCCGUCACGGUAGACAUGGCUUAUGGAGGCAUGCGCGGCGUUAAAGGUCUAAUCUGGGAAGGCUCAGUUCUUGAUCCGGACGAAGGGAUUCGUUUCCGCGGUCUAACAAUACCAGAAUGUCAAACACUUCUCCCCAGGGCCCCUGGUGGCGAAGAGCCUCUUCCCGAAGGUCUUUUCUGGUUAUUAGCCACUGGCGAAGUUCCCACUGAAGAUCAAGUGAAACAUUUGUCUUUGGAAUGGGCUGGUCGGUCAGAUAUACCCAAAUUUGUCGAAGAGAUUAUUGAUCUUUGUCCAAAUACACUUCACCCUAUGAGUCAGUUCUCUUUGGCUAUCACUGCACUACAGCAAGAGUCUAACUUUGCAGCUGCUUAUCAGAGAGGAGUCAACAAGUCCGAAUAUUGGUCUUAUGCGUUCGAAGAUGCUAUGGACUUGAUUGCCAAGUUGCCAAAUAUCGCUGGGAGAAUUUACAGAAAUGUGUUCAAGGAUGGAAAGGUUUCGCCCAUCGAAAAGGACAGGGAUUAUUCCUAUAAUUUGGCAAAUGUGCUCGGAUUUACGGGAGAUCCCCAGUUUGUCGAGUUGUUGAGAUUGUAUUUGACUAUUCAUUCGGAUCAUGAGGGUGGAAAUGUAUCUGCACAUACUACGAGACUUGUCAGCAGUGCCCUCUCCGAUCCAUAUCUGUCAUUCGCAGCUGCUAUGGACGGGCUAGCUGGUCCGCUUCAUGGGCUUGCAAAUCAAGAAGUCAUCCGUUGGGUUCUCAAACUCCGUGACGAGAUCGGUGAAAGUCCAUCUGAUGAUACAAUAAAGAAGUAUGUCUGGGAUACGCUUAAAUCUGGUCAA